Molecule: messenger RNA, 2064 nt
Organism: Gasterosteus aculeatus aculeatus (three-spined stickleback)
Lineage: Eukaryota; Metazoa; Chordata; Actinopteri; Perciformes; Gasterosteidae
Product: rab15 effector protein
Biological process (GO): receptor recycling
Source: RefSeq, a predicted model, not a curated record
GCAUGCAAACGAGCAGCAUACAAUGAGGUUGGUUGGUUGUUUUGGGGUUUAGGGUCAUCAGAGAGGUUAACGGCUAAAAAAUGAAUAUGGUUAACUGUGUCCAAUGCGAAGACAAACAGUGUACCUGCAUUCACAGUGGUUUGGUAUCUGCUGGACGAUCCUACAAAUGGACUAACCUCUGAUAUGCUGAUGAAGCUGCGCUCUUGUCCUCUAAAGUGGCAUUACAACAGAGAGGCAACCUUCCUCAUCUCAUCAGCAUUUUGUUUACCCAUCAAAGCCUUCAGGCUUACCCCAGUUAACUGGUAAGAUGAGUCUUUUGUUGACUUACCUAAAAUGUGACAAGUUACAUACACCACACCCGUGCUAACGCUGUUGGCAGGAACCCCGGGAUAGUUCACUUCUUUUCACCUGAGAAUUCUGUGCACGUCAGGAGAUGGAAGACUGAGCCUCACAUCAGCACCAUACACAGCUGUGUCUCAACGGGGCAGAUAUCAGCCUGGGAACUACAGAAAACUCCAGAUAUCCUGUGUACCCGGAAGACUUCCCCCCCUGAUAUCCAUCACCAGUCCACGAUGGGCCAAGCCAUGAGCAGACCUUAUUCUAACCCCUUCCAGAGCUCCUCUUUUAAGCGUCCCUCCCAUGACCAGAACAAGUCCCUUCGACCGAGCAUCUUCUCCACACUGAAGCCCCCAGUUGCCAAAUCCAACAAUUCCGUACCUCUAUUCAACGACUGCAUCUCAGCCGCCUCAUCCAGAACUCAAGAGUACCUCCUCUUCAAAGACCCAGAGGACAAGUUCCACCCAAGCCCUGACGUGCUCACUCAGGUCUUCCUGAUGACAUACAUCUCUCAGAGCGUCAGCCUAAACAUCACAGACACCUUCAACUGCACGGCCAUGACGCCCGAGCAGCGCAUCCUCCUGGGGGCCGACUGGGUCUGGGCCAUGCUGGAGAAGCCCACCAAGAACCCCAAGAUCCAGAUCGCCGUGCAGGUUCUACACCUGGACGACGGGGAGGAAGCCCAGGAGGAUGGUGUCCCCCCACAGGUCCGCAGCGAGUCAGUCCAGAUUGCCCACAAGGCGUCCAGCAACAAGACCAUGUACGAGAAGAUGGUGGGCUUCUGCACCUCCAUCGGCAAGGAUUGCUACGCCCUCUUCUUGUUCUUUGGGAAGAAAAGCGACAAGGGCAAUAUCUACGGCGUCCUCAGCAACAACUUUGAGGCUGCCAUUGGGAAGUGUGACCAGAUUGACCGAGAUUUUAUUGAGAACUUCUUCAAAGGCUCAAGGUAUCUCUAUACACCUUCAGGAAUGAUGCAGGCCAUUGUCACCAAGAAAGAGGGAGACUCUCUGACUCUCAUGAUUAAAUUCAGCUGAGCCAGAGGGAUGUAAUUGAGCUGCAUGUGGUAGAAAUUAAGGGUUUCUUGGGGGCAUCUCUGGAUGAACAACAACCUGACCGUCUAAGAUGUAGAGUUUCUCUAAGUUGCAAGAGAAGGUUGUGUAAUUUUCUGCCCCAGGUGCUCACUGUGCGUCUUACAAAAAUGUCAGUUUACCUGUGACCUUUUCUGCUUUUAAGUGUGCUGACGCUGUCUGUAAGGAUUACACCCCAAAUUGAGAAUAAGGGGAUUGUUUUAGUACCAACCUCACCAAAUGUGUUUGAACCUACACUAAAGCCAAUUUUUAUCAAACACGUGGUCACACACAAGUAUAACUUAUACAUUGAUGACGGCCGCAUUGCAUUUCAUGUUUUACUUCAACUGCGGUACGUCAGAGAGUUGGACUCGAAACUUCUACUUGUUGAUUAACAGCAACAUUUACAAAAAACCGCAGCAUUCUACUGAAAACGACGAUGACGGCCGGUGUGUACUUUUACUUGGAACUACUCUGCUCGAGGUGAAUUGUUUUCUUCCAAAUUGUUUAGCAUAUCAUUGCUGGUGACGCUGUGGACGUGUUAAAGCGUUUGUGUGGCUGACAAAAUCGAACGGAAUGUGUUUAUCUUCUUAAUGUGGGGAAAAAUGUAACUAUUAGAACUACUUGUUUACAUGUACUUGGAAUAAAUGUCUAAAAAUGG